AUGUCCUUUGUGAUACACGCAACAGCAUCCUUUCUGCAAGUUUGUCAAAAUCUCAUUGAUGCAUUCUAUCUCAUUGGCUGGGCAGAGGAUAUCAUUACUGGUGGUGACAUGCGAGGAGUACGAGAUGAUCGAGACGAAUGUGGAUGUCUGAAUCGUCUGCAACGCCACGGUGUCGUUACAGAUACGACGGAUGUAUUGACAAUUGUUGAUGUUCAGACGGAGGAUACUGCACAGGCUUGUGAAGUAACUCCGAUCGACGAGGAUUCGGGAAUUACUAUUCGGUUGGAUGAAUACAAUUUAAGCUCGAAAGCAGCCCGUAUGAGUUCGGGUUAUUGCGAGAAAAUUGCGCUCAUUUCAAGAGAUGAAGAAGAUUCAGCGCCAAAAACCAUGAAUCAGUUCAACGCUGCGAUACCCCCGGCCCUUGCGCCGUUACAAUAUAUGGAUCAGGAUAUCAUACAAGGUCGAAACGCUGCCACUCCUGCCUGA
This is a messenger RNA of Lentinula edodes (shiitake mushroom), 486 nucleotides long. RefSeq lists its product as uncharacterized. The record is from RefSeq and is a predicted model, not a curated record. Lineage: Eukaryota; Fungi; Basidiomycota; Agaricomycetes; Agaricales; Omphalotaceae. The coding region runs from base 1 to 486 and encodes 161 amino acids. The transcript has 3 exons.